Messenger RNA from Seriola aureovittata, 1469 nucleotides. RefSeq names its product EBP like (gene ebpl). Gene Ontology annotation, biological process: sterol metabolic process. The transcript has 4 exons. Gene Ontology annotation, molecular function: cholestenol delta-isomerase activity. The coding region runs from base 658 to 1296 and encodes 212 amino acids. The record is from RefSeq and is a predicted model, not a curated record. Lineage: Eukaryota; Metazoa; Chordata; Actinopteri; Carangiformes; Carangidae. Gene Ontology annotation, cellular component: endoplasmic reticulum; membrane.
UCAAAACUUCACUUAAGCAAAAGUACAAAAGUAACAAAAUGUACUUUAAAAGGAAUAAAGGUAAAAGUACUCAUCAUGAGGAUGGACUGUUUUCACACUGUUUUACACAGACUGGAUUAUUGGCUGCUGUUGUUGUUGUUGUUGUCUACAUGUGAGGGUUCGGGUUCGGGUUCUUAUUGGUUUUUAAUCUGAAGCUUUUUCUAUCCUGUUUUUGACAAUGAUGAUUGUCAACAUGAACAUGAUUCAACUCUCUGCACUCUAUUCUCUGGUUUCUACUGAAACUCUGCUGUUGACCUUUGACUUCUGUGGGAGGAGGUUCAGCCCGGGAGUGAGGUGUUCUUUUUAAUAGCCAAUGGGAGAGUCCAGAGGGUGGGGCUUUGAACCAACAGACCAAUAGAGAGAGUCAGGGGCGGAGCCUGAGACGUCACUCCACAUUCACACAGUUGAGUCCUGUACUGUCUGAGCAGAGCGCUAUAACUAAACCUAACCCUACAACUAACUAACUAACUAACUAACUAACUGUAACCCAACAGGUGUUUCCAGUACGACCUGUACUAAUAGUACUGCUGCUUCGACAGUAGAGUGUCCUGCCCUUCCUCUUCCUCCUGUUGUAUUCUUCCUCUUGUCCUCUUUCUUCUUCUUCUUUUCUGCCUGCACAUGGACUCAAUAGUGCCCUCCAGCCUCUCUCUGGUCUCAGUCUUGUCUCUAUUAGCAUGUAGUAUCCAGGUGUUAGCUGCCGUCCUGCUAACGCACAGGUAUGGUAGGCGGAGCUCUGUGAAGGACAGGUGGAUCCUGCUGUGGCUCUACUAUGAUGUCAUUGUCCACUUGACCCUGGAGGGUCCGUUUGUUUACAUGUCUAUGGUUGGGACGGUGCAGACAUCUGAAGGUCCACUGGCUGAACUCUGGAGGGAGUAUGGUAAAGCUGACAGUCGUUGGUUAGUUUCUGAUCCAGCAAUUGUUUCCAUAGAGAUUCUGACCGUCGUCCUAGACUCUUUGUUAGCAGUCCUGCUGAUACACGCAAUACUGAGAGACAAGUACUACAGACACUUUUUGCAGAUCACUCUGAGCGUGUGCGAGCUGUACGGUGGCUGGAUGACCUUCUGUCCUGAUUGGCUGAUUGGCAGUCCUCACCUGAACACAUCCAAUGGUCUCUAUCUGUGGGUCUACCUGGUCUUCUUUAAUGGAGUCUGGGUCCUGGUCCCAGUCCUGCUGCUGGUCCAGUCCUGGUUCUCUCUGAGGAGCCUGCAUGUGCUCAGAACGGACCAUGACAUAAAUAUAGCCAAGAAGAUGAUGUAGAGACGACUUAUCACAUGACCACUGAUCCCAUGAACAUUUAAAGGUUCAUUCGACACAUUUUAGCUCUCAGCUGUUGACUGUGAUCAGUUAUCAAUCUGCUGCAUCGAUUAUUGAACAGAAAAUGAAGAGAUGUGAUCUUUUUGCUUCAGAUUAAAACCUCUUGGAAAAAAAUU